Molecule: messenger RNA, 2259 nt
Organism: Torulaspora globosa
Lineage: Eukaryota; Fungi; Ascomycota; Saccharomycetes; Saccharomycetales; Saccharomycetaceae
Gene: ROG3
Product: Rog3p
Exons: 1
Coding region: 1-2259 (752 amino acids)
Biological process (GO): ubiquitin-dependent endocytosis
Cellular component (GO): cytosol; cytoplasm; plasma membrane
Molecular function (GO): protein-macromolecule adaptor activity; ubiquitin protein ligase binding
Source: RefSeq, a predicted model, not a curated record
AUGUUUCCCAGUAGCAGCAAAUCGAAAGAGCCUCUACUUUAUGAUGUUAGGAUCAAAGGAACUGACCAUGGUGUUAUUUUACUAAAAGGAUCUACAAGUGAAGCCCCGUCUGUACUUCUUUCUGGAACAAUUGUCCUUUCUGUGCAGGAACCAAUACAGAUCAAGAAUCUUUCGUUAAGGUUGUAUGGCAAGAUUCGUUUAAACAUUCCCACCCAAUAUAAGACUAGCAAAGGUAUGAUACAAAGAUAUUCGAAAUACGAGAGACGAAUUUAUGAGCAUGUUUGGGACAACUUCAAUGUGGAGAACUACUUGCAGAACUUGUAUGACAACUAUGGGAGGAAAACUUCGAUUGCAAGCAAAUCGUCAGGUAAUCUGAGCUCUCUUCCUAGGAAAGCAAGAUCUUCUACCGCUUCUUUGAUAUCUUUGGCGGGACAAUCGAGCUCGCACUAUCAUACACUGGUAAAGGGUAACUAUGAGUUUCCGUUCAGCGCUAUUCUUCCGGGAUCUAUCCCUGAGAGUGUGGAGGGCUUACCUAACGCAUCUGUUGUGUACAAGCUGGAGGCAACGAUUGAGAGGAACAAGUUCUACACAGACCUCAUCUGCAGAAAGCAUUUGAGAGUGGUACGUACCCUAGCUCCUGAUGCUUUGGAGCUGUCCGAGACCGUUGCGGUGGAUAAUACAUGGCCCAAGAAGGUUGAGUACUCGAUCUCAAUUCCCGAGAAGGCAAUUGCCAUCGGUUCCGCUACGCCAAUCCAUAUAUUAAUCAUACCAUUGUUGAAAGGCUUAAAGUUAGGCCCAAUAAAAAUACAGAUGGUCGAGCACUAUCAAUAUUGCGGUACAUUUGGAUCAGUCACGAGCCAGGAGCGAACGGUUAACAAGAUGAGAAUAAAAGAUCCGUUGAAUCACAUGAAUGAAGAUGAAAACGACACCAGAGGAGCAAAUGAUGAAGAUUUCGAGUUUCAAGACCGGUGGGAGGUGGAUACCACCUUUCACAUACCUGCAAGCUUGUCCAAAUGCACCCAGGACUGUACCCUGCUUAAUAGCAUCAAGGUGAGACACAAAGUGAAGUUCGUAAUAUCUCUGGUGAAUCCAGAUGGGCAUGUCUCGGAGCUUAGGGCAUCUUUGCCAGUGCAACUUUUUAUUUCCCCCUUCGUUGCGCUUGGUGUAAGAUCUUCCGAUGGGGCAUUUAGCAGCGCUGGUAGCUCAAGUACGGAUAUUAGUGGGUUAGCCCAUAAUCAAAAGGGAAAAAGUAAUGAAGAAAAUGAUUCUGAUGAUGAAGUUAUAUUUGCCAGGUCAGCUUCGGAACUUGAGGUACCCGCAAUGAGCAAUAGUGCGUCGGCUACUGCUUCGAUGUCUAAGCUUAUGUCCCCACCAAACUACGGUAACCAUAUAUAUGACAGGUUGUGGAACGACGUUAGCAUUGGGGAUACUCCACCAAUGUCUGGCGCCCAAACCCCUUCAGAGGACUUUCGCGAGGGCUCAGUGCUUGACAAUGACCACAACUUCAGCGAGUUGCAAAUGAACUUGCGAAGGUUACGCCUCGAGAGAGAAUAUGGUGGAUCAACAACAUCAAUUCUGGUAACUGCCCCAGUAGAAGAAUCCAGCUCAGCAGAUGCUAAUAAUGGUCUACUGGCUCAACCAAUUGCAGCAAAUGGUUUCCCUAACGCAGGUGAUCCGAUGAGAGAUUCGAAUAGCCCCUUACUCACACCAAACUCUCUACAGCUAGCUACAGAAGACCCAUCAGUACAGCAAGGAGCCCUGUCACCGCUGAAUAAGGAGUGGGAAAUCGGCACCUUGAGUCGCGUGCCAUCCUACGAUAAGGCUAUGAAGUCCGACAUUAUUGGUGAAGAUUUACCACCUCUCUAUCCUGCGAGCUCUAAAAGCGGUUCUGGUGCUCACAAUUUGGAAAGGCCUCAAAUUGUGCAUCAUAAGUCUUCUCCGUAUUUCUCGAACACGAGCAACGUUCAAAGGUCCUCUGUGGGGCUGGGGAGAAGCAACAAUAGCUCGUCCACCUCGCUGAACUUUCUACCUGACAAUGAAAAUAGCGAUAAUGCUCCCAAUCCAUCCACUUCUAGCAAUUCAACCAAAGGCCAGACAGCUAAUCGUUAUUUUUCUUUUGGAAUGACGCCAGCUGGUUCAGAUAACGGCUCUUCGACAAGUCUCCACAUACAGCGGAAUUCUCAUAAGGGCGCCCUUGGCGGAAAGUCCAGUUCAUUUUCGAAUUUGGUAGGAUUACUAUCGAAAAAGGACAAGAAAUGA